AGCGCUCACUUGCUGAGCCCUUGUGUUGCUCUAUAGGCCUCGUGUGGUCUGUCUUUUCUCAGUGGUCAUGUCGGUAAAAAUGGUAUAUAGGGAGAUCUGGGCCUUGUAAUUGUGUUUCCGUUCUAUCGAGCUCCUGCCAGAACGUAGUUUCGACACCGUCAUUCACCAUGCAGGUCUUCGGGGUUUUGCUGUCGCUCCUUACAUUUUCUAUCCAGAUACAUGCGUUUCCACUUUUGGACCGAUUGUUCUCGCGAGCAGAUCCUCUUUGCAAUGGCUACGCGCAGCUAUGCAGCCGCAAAUACUCAGACAUCACAUUUGUAGGCGACCACGACUCCGCCUUCGUCGGCGAUCUGCCUUCGCAAAACCAGAUCAAGUCACUGAGCGAUCAGCUUGGAGGUGGCAUACGCUUCUUGCAGUCACAAGUCCACAAAUGGGACAUACCAGAUCUUCCCGGUCUCGGUGAUGUGUUGGCUAUGUGCCACACAAACUGCCUUUUAGAAUUUGGCGGACUGGUCCAAGAUUAUUUGAAGACGGUCAAGAGUUUUUUGGAUGCCAACCCAAGAGAGGUCGUGACACUUCUGUUGACAAACCCGGAUAAUGCGCCUAUGAGUGAUUUCGAUGCUGUUUUUAAACAGGUCGGGCUCGACAAGCUGGCCUUCAUUCCUAGCACAAGUCCGAAUCCUCUGCCCAUGGCAAGCUGGCCAACGCUUGGCGAUAUGAUCUCUCAAAAUCAAAGACUUGUAGUCUUUAUAGACUACGGUGCAAACGAGAAACUGGUACCUUACCUCCUCGAUGAAUUCAACUACUACUGGGAAACCCCGUUCGACACGACAGAUCCCAAUUUCGCGCAAUGCAAAAUCGACCGUGCCAACAAGCUGGAUAGCAGCGGGAAGUCAAGCAUGAACAUUGUUAACCAUUUUCUCGACGUGGAGAUUCCUUUUACGGACAUCCUGAUCCCGGACCGCGAAGCUGCUGGGCAAACAAAUGCAGUCAGCGGUGACGGAAGUAUUGGUGCGCAAGCGAGCCUGUGUAAGUCGAUUUACGGCAGAUAUCCAAACGUCGUCUUGAUCGACUUCUUCGGUAUGGGCGACGCGAUUGGAGCGCAGAAGUUGCUUAAUGGGCUAUGAUUUUGA
Molecule: messenger RNA, 1133 nt
Organism: Verruconis gallopava
Lineage: Eukaryota; Fungi; Ascomycota; Dothideomycetes; Venturiales; Sympoventuriaceae
Exons: 2
Coding region: 168-1127 (319 amino acids)
Biological process (GO): lipid metabolic process
Molecular function (GO): phosphoric diester hydrolase activity
Source: RefSeq, a predicted model, not a curated record